Molecule: messenger RNA, 1412 nt
Organism: Calliphora vicina (urban bluebottle blowfly)
Lineage: Eukaryota; Metazoa; Arthropoda; Insecta; Diptera; Calliphoridae
Gene: Gbeta76C
Product: guanine nucleotide-binding protein subunit beta-2
Exons: 7
Coding region: 90-1130 (346 amino acids)
Biological process (GO): G protein-coupled receptor signaling pathway
Cellular component (GO): heterotrimeric G-protein complex; cytoplasm
Molecular function (GO): protein binding; signaling receptor complex adaptor activity
Source: RefSeq, a predicted model, not a curated record
AAAAUAUCUGAAUUUAAAAAUCAAGGAAUAAAAAUAAUUAGAUUUUAUUGAAUCGCUGUAAACAAAUCUAAAAAAAAAAAUAAAACAAAAUGCCGAAAGUCGAUCCCGAAACACAAAAAUUAUACGAUGAAAUUAAUGGAUUAAUAAAAAAAUUCCAGGAUGACCAUAAAGCCAAGGCGGAUUGUACAAUGCAAGAAAAAUGUGGUGAUAUGUCCGAUAUACCGAAAAUACGUCUAUCAUCUAAGAAAAUACUUAAGGGCCAUAUCAACAAAGUGAACUCGGUACAUUUUGCCGGAGAUUCUAGACACUGUGUUACCGGUUCACUGGAUGGCAAAUUGAUUAUAUGGGAUACAUGGACGGCCAAUAAAGUGCAGGUCAUACCUUUACGUUCGGCCUGGGUAAUGACUGUGGCAUUUUCACCCUCCGGCAAUUUUGUGGCCUGUGGCGGCAUGGACAAUCAGUGUACCGUGUACGAUGUUAACAAUCGUGAUGCCUCGGGUGUAGCCAAAAUGACUAGAGAAUUGUUGGGCUAUGAGGGUUUCUUAAGUUCUUGUCGCUUUUUGGAUGACACCCAUUUAAUAACAGGUUCAGGUGAUAUGAAAAUUUGCCAUUGGGAUUUGGAAAAGGGUGUUAAGACCAUGGAUUUCAAUGGUCAUGCUGGUGAUAUAGCCGGUUUAUCUUUAUCGCCCGAUAUGAAUACUUAUAUAACGGGUUCUGUGGAUAAAACGGCGAAAUUGUGGGAUGUACGCGAGGAAACACAUAAACAAAUGUUUUUCGGUCAUGAAAUGGAUGUUAACUCGGUUUGUUAUCAUCCUAGUGGCAAUGGUUUUGCUUCAGCAUCAGAGGAUCAAACUGCUCGUUUGUAUGAUAUAAGAGCCGAUCAACAAAUUGCUUUAUAUGAGCCGCCACAAAAGAAUACUGGUUUCACUUCAUGUGCCCUCUCGACCAGUGGACGUUAUUUAUUGUGUUCAGGCAUCGAGGGCAAUAUACAUUCGUUCGAUACCAUGAAAGUAUGUCAUAAUGGUAUGCUGCAAGGUCAUGAAAAUCGUAUUACAUGCAUUAGCUUGUCACCAAAUGGCAUGUGUUUGGCCUCUACUAGCUGGGAUCAACAAGUACGCUUGUGGCUUUAAGCUUAAUUUGUGUAAUUUAUUUGAUAUCUUUAUUUAUCAAGUAAUAGUUUUGGAAAAACAAAGCCAUUUCAUUAAGACAUUUAUGUAUAAAAGAGAAAAAAAAAACUUUUGAGAAAUACUCGUAUUUAGACAAAAUUAAAAAUACAAUUUAUGAUUAAAUAACAACAUAAAUGUUAUAUUAAAACAAAAAAAUCAAAAGUAAACAAUAAGAAACUGUAGUUUUGAAAUAAAAGCCAAUUUAAACGAUGACUAAUUUUCAAAUAUAAUUAAAGAGUAAACAAA